Messenger RNA from Nasonia vitripennis (jewel wasp), 4252 nucleotides. RefSeq names its product mitoferrin-1. Gene Ontology annotation, molecular function: ferrous iron transmembrane transporter activity. The transcript has 6 exons. Bases 438 to 1490 code for a protein of 350 amino acids. The record is from RefSeq and is a predicted model, not a curated record. Gene Ontology annotation, biological process: iron import into the mitochondrion. NCBI's taxonomy places the organism in Eukaryota, Metazoa, Arthropoda, Insecta, Hymenoptera, Pteromalidae. Gene Ontology annotation, cellular component: mitochondrial membrane.
UCUCUCUCUCGCUCUAUCACGCUUUAUUAUCUGUCUCUUUCGGCUGCGCGCGCCAACUAUUACGUCGCAGUGGCGGCGAUUCGCGGACUCUCCUCGCACUGCUCUCUCAGUCUCUCGCUCUCCUCGCCGCGGGCAGCGCGAGCACACGACGACGAUACCGCACCGUCCGGGAACGGACCGAGGAGUAGUUUCACAGUAGUGCAAGUCGCGGGGAGAGGAGAAAGUGAGCGAACGAGAGUGCAGUAAAGCAGCGCAUUUCAUUUCACGACCGAGACGAACCUGUUUUUUUCCUUCGGCGAGCAAGUGCACCUGCGGAAGGUACGUGUGCGGUCGCGCCACGAGGAGCACGCAGCUGGACGCAGAUAGCAUCGUGUAGGCCAGCAGUGCUGAGCUCAAGAGGCUGUAAAUCUGGAGUCUGAAGAGCUGCAUCUCUCAGGAUGAAUGCAGAUGACUACGAGAGCCUGCCGACCCAGUCGGUGGGUGUACACAUGAUGGCUGGAGCCUGUGCCGGAGUUAUGGAGCACUGUGUCAUGUACUCAGUCGAUAGCGUUAAGACGAGAAGACAGAUGCUUACACCUGGACCAGGAGGAGGUGGAGGAAUAUUAACAGAACUUAGUAACAUGAUAAGACAAGAAGGCGUAUUCAGGCCUUUCAGAGGUAUUAGUGCAAUGGUUGUUGGGGCUGGUCCAGCUCAUGCACUCUACUUUUCAUGUUAUGAAUAUCUCAAAGAACAAAUGAUGAGUACAACGGUAUUUUCACACAACCAUCACCUUGUAUAUGCUUAUGCAGGAGUCGUAUCAACAGUCCUUCAUGAUGGUGUGAUGAACCCAGCUGAAGUGGUUAAACAGCGUAUGCAAAUGGCCAAUUCGCCAUACAGGACCGUGCUUAGCUGUAUCCGGCGUAUAUACGCGACAGAAGGCAUAACUGCGUUUUACAGAAGUUACCGAACGACACUGCUGAUGAACGUGCCUUUCCAGAGCAUUCACUUUGUCACUUAUGAAUUUACACAGUCAAUCACAAAUCCACACCGCACCUAUGAUCCAACGGCACACGUAGUUUCUGGUGCGAUGGCAGGUGCAGUGGCGGCCACGGUUUCAAUGCCGCUCGACGUUUGCAAAACGUUACUGAACACACAGACUGGUGAAGUUCGCGCAACCGGCAUGGUGCACGCCCUUGGAUUGGUUUACAGGUAUUGGGGAUUUCCCGGCUAUUUCCGCGGCCUAAGCGCUCGAAUCGUUUAUCAAAUGCCAGCAACUGCCAUUUGUUGGUCAACGUAUGAAUUUUUCAAAUACCUGCUAAGGGACAACACAAAACUAGCGGUAGAAGCCAUAGAUAACGAGCCAUGCGGAGUCGUACAGAAUCAGCGAAAUAUCGCAAGCAAUCCCAGUAAUAUGAGUAACAAUGCUGGUAGUGGUAGCUUUCAAGGAGCAGGUCUCUACUUUAACAACAAACCCUCAACACCUGUCUUGUUCGAUGUAACAAGAAGUUAAAACAACGAUGUCAACGACGUGUGUGUACAUAUAAUGAUCGCCUCUCGAGUGCUGCUAUUAUAUUAUUCGAUUCAACUCAACCCACAGAUAAGCUAGAACGAGCAAGAGCGAAAGGUACUGUUCUCUGUAUCUAAUUUAACAAAAAUGAGAGAGAUGAAAGAUUUAAAGAAAUAAUAAACGCGUGAAGUCUUGGAGUGUAAUUUUUCUUUUUGAUGCAUAAAGACUCUUUGGUUGAUAGAUUUCGAUACUCAAUGACUUUCUGUAUGUUUUCUUUUUUUUAACAAAAAUAUUCCUGCAUAAGAUAAUUGUUUGAAAAAGAAAAUGUUGGACUGUAAUUUUUGAAAAUAGCGAAAUACGUAAUGUUUAAGGAUUGAUCGUUACAAAAUUAGCACAGUAAAAUAGAAGCGCGAACGAAUAUUUGUUAUGUAAUACCGAAAUAAUAAUUAACUCGACUCGCCAGAUACGCGAAUGACUUUAACAUUAGCCGGAAUGGAAUUCAGAAAUAAAUUUUUUGUUUUACGCUGUGACACGCUGAGAUUGUUAGGCUGGUUAUUGUCAGCAGUGUUUAAAAUAACACUAACAAAUAUUUAUUAAAAAAGAAAAAGUAUAACAUUGAUAAACAAAAUUAUUUCUAGAAGCUGUUUAGAACUAAACAAAUAUAUGGACUCAAUACAAUAAAAAAAUAUUAAUAGCCUAUAUUUGGACUAGAAAGUAAUACGAUAUCAAAACCAAAAUGAUAAUUGUUAUUAAAUUUUAUCCGGUGUAAAUUGCUUUGUAAAUGCGAAGACUUGUUAUAAAGUCGUCUACAUCACUUAUAAUGUAGGCUCAAGAUAAAACAAAGCUACAUUGUACAGUUAUGAAAUGGUAACAAUAAUUAGAACGUAAAUUGCGAAACUCGUAAAUGUUAUACAUAAGUAUAAAAAAAAUUUAUUGUUUUUAAGUAAAAAUGAAGGCUUUCAUUUCAAUUAGUUGAUUAGUUAAUAACUUUGAUCAGGACACUUUUUAUCUGUAUACAAAAUUAUAGUCGUUUGGUAUAACAAAUUCUGUAUAAAUCUUGAGGUUGUUUUUACAGUAUUUUGCAAAAUAUUUAUUAGAUUCCAAACAAUUACACGUGAUUCGGCAAAUGUCGGGGCUCAACGGCUUAACACAUACUGAUCGAAAUUGCUUUACUGUAUUCUAAAAAUUAUAUGAUUUAUUGAAUAUAUAAUAACCAACCGGGAAAACCUGUUUAAAAAAAUGUCUCUUCCUACACAAUCUAUGUUUUUUAGUAUAUAGUAGAGCGGAUUAAAAAUUACCGUACACAUACGCACUUAUACAUAUACGUAAUAUAUUUAUGAAAAAAAUACCAUAUUCUUAUUACUUAUUAAAAAUAGAUCGCAUUGAGUUGAGCUGAUUUAUAGCUCAAAGGCAUUUAAGGUGCUCUUGAUUAUCUCAUUUGGACUCUUCGUUUUCUAUUUGUUAAGUGAAAAAAUACGAAAGAAUAUUUAAAACGAGGUAUUAGAGCCGACUUCGACAAACUAUAAUGAUAGAAGCCAAUCCAUGUAAGAACUCUGUAAAAUAAGCUUAAUCCAGUUUAAGUUUAACAGUGGGACGCAUGCCAGAACGUCAUAAUUAAUUUGAGAAAGUUUAAGCGCAUAUUUUAAAACUUUUGUUACAAAGAAAAAUGUUAUAUGCUACGUUAAUGUCAUUUUAAACUUGUUAAAUUUUUUUUCUAGUAAUAAGUGUCUUUUGUUACUGAAAAAAUGCACGUGUUUCAAUAGUGCGUGAGAAAACCAGAUUGGUGUUGUUACAAAAUGUUUUUUUCCGUUAUUUUCUUGGAACUAUAUCUUUUAUACAAAUACUGAAAAUGAAAAAAUAGCUGUGAUUUAAAAACUUGAAAAAAUCGAUUAUUUUUGUAAAAUGAAAGAAACUUAUAUUUAACGUGAAAUAUUAUGCAAAAGUAAUAAAAGGCACUUUGCAUUAGAGUUCUUAUAUAGCUCUACAUCGACAUUUUUUUUAAUAUGCAUCGAUUUAUAACGUUAUAUAUUUCACUGUAUUCCACAGUAUUGCUUCCUAUGGCUGUGAUUACUGAGUCAAACACAUAUGAUGUUGACUUUAAGAGGGAGUAAUAUCAUGUGAAAACUCUUUCGUUCACGCCAUAAACACUUUGAACGUCAUUAGACUCCAUUUCCAUUCGAUCAUGUCUUAAAUGCUGGCCAUUCUCCUUUUGUCAAGGUUGAUGAUACAUUACUGAAGAUGAAGUAUAUUUAUCUAUACUCCUUCCAGGCGUUCUGCAAAAAAUUACAUAUGACUUUACAUAACCACCAACUAGUUGAUAGUAAACAUACCAACAUUUUUAUAUGGAUAAAUUAAACGAUUUAAAAUAUAUCAGAAAACGAAUAAAUUUAUUGGUUUAAGUCUUAAAAAUGUUGGUUUAAAAGAAUGUAAAGAUAAUUUUUUCAAGGAAUGGAAAGUAUGUGGUUAUCUUUUGUGUGAUUUUUUGUCUUGGAAGAUAUUGAUUUUGACAACGUUGUCACUCGCCUUACAUGGAGGGAUCCUUAGGCUAUCAACUUACUUAUGAAUCAAAAGAAAAAAGUUGAAGUCACGAAAGUCUAAUAUGCAUGUAUGUACAUAUAAGAUUCAUGCUCCCACUUAAUUACUGUCUUAUUAUUACAAUAUGUAUUAAAGUCACACUGAGCAGAAAAAUAACGUAGCGCAACGUAUGAAAUGUAAGAAUAAUGUAAAUAAAAUAGUCGUACGAAGUACAAAAAAUUACAAAUUAA